Messenger RNA from Adineta steineri, 804 nucleotides. NCBI's taxonomy places the organism in Eukaryota, Metazoa, Rotifera, Eurotatoria, Adinetida, Adinetidae. The record is from the annotation of a GenBank genome assembly.
AUGUUACAUACUGAAGCUAAAGCAUCAAGAAAAAAAUUUCCUAUUAUAUCUUAUCCUUUAUUCUUAAUUUCAUAUUUAAUUAUAGCAACGUCAAGAAUACAGCCAAAACGUGUAACAGCUGAAUAUGGUUCUGAUCUAUCUCUUUCAUGUACAUUUCCAGAAGAAGACAGUGACAAAACUAUUGUUCAAUGGCUUUAUCAAAAUUCAACUGAUUAUCAUAGCAAUCAUCGUUCGAAUAAAAUUUAUUGGCGACCAUUAUUUCUUAAUUCACAAUUAUUAACAUCAAGUGAAACACGUUAUAGUAUUCAACAAAAAAGCCAACAAACUAAUGAUACAUCUGUUACAUAUUCAACAAUAUUAACUUUAGCAAAAGUAACGGAAUCAGAUGAAGGUCUUUAUAUGUGUAAAUCACUUUCACCUAAAUUAAUUCAAAUGACUUAUCAAGUUCGAGUUAUACAAAGUCUUGAUAUAACUCCAAAACAAAUUAUAAUUCCAGCUGAUGAACUUGGUCAAUAUUCCAUUCGUUUGAAUUGUAUAUUAACAGAUAAUCAUACAGGUCGACGUCAUGAAAUACAUUGGUGGCAUAAUAAUAAACGACUUGGAACAAAUUCGAAUCGACAUGCACGUAUAACAAAGAAUUCAACUCAACAUUCAUUUAUAUCCACAUUAUUCUAUACGGGUGAGCCGGCUAAUAUAGCUGGAAGUUAUAUAUGUGAAUCAGAUCCAUUAAGAAAAUCUGUUUCAGUUCAUUUAGAAGCAAAUAAAUCUUCAGGUAUAAUUUUGAAUUUUACUAAAAAAAGAUGA